AUGGUCAAGAUUGCAGUUGCUGGAGGCUCCAGCAGUGUUGGACAGGAAGUCAUCGAUGUCCUCCUUUCAACUAACAAGCAUGAGCUCUUGCUUCUAUCCAGAAAAGACGCUCCAGCUGAUGAAGCCAUCCAAGGUGUCACCUGGGUCAAGACAGACUAUACCGAUGUCAAUCUGUUGGCUGAAGCCCUCCAGGGAGUGAAUACGGUACUCUCCUUUGUGACGGAGCAAGAUAUCGCCAGCCCGAUACAGAAGAAUCUUAUCGACGCUGCGAUCCAAGCCGGUGUCAAGCGCUUUGCACCCAGUGAAUGGGCCUCGGCCAGCACGGCACACAUGAGCUGGUAUGCGUAUAAAGAAACCAUCCGCCAGUAUCUCAAGGACAUCAACAAAGAUAAAAAGGUUCUCGAGUACACCCUAUUCCAACCUGGAUACUUCAUCAACUAUCUGACCAACCCUUACCCGUCGGCCAAACACCUCCAGCUUGUCGAAAUUCCCUGGGACUUUCAAAACCGCCGGGUGAUUUCUGUGGAUGGAGGUGAGAACGCGCGCCUCACGAUGACUGCAGUGGAGGAUCUUGCCAAUGUCGUAGCCCGCGCCAUCGAAUUUGAAGGCGAAUGGCCUGUUGAUGGUGGUAUCCGAGGAAACGACUUGACGAUUGGUGAAUUGAUUGCUCUCGGAGAGAAAGUCCGCGGUGGCAAACCUUUUACCGUUGACAAGGUCAAGGAAGAAGAUUUUGUGAGCGGUGAAUGGCAAACUUCGUGGAUGCCGGCUCUGAAUCACCCCUCUAUUCCUCAAGGUAAUCUCGAAGCUGUGGGGAGGUUCAUCCUUACCGGGAUUCUGCUGGGCACAAACGCCAAUGCACUGCAUGUCUCUGACGCGUGGAAUCGGUUGUUACCGGACUACGAGUUUACAUCCAUUGACGCAUUUCUGAGUAAGGCUUGGAAAGGAAAGCCCUGA
Molecule: messenger RNA, 954 nt
Organism: Penicillium verhagenii
Lineage: Eukaryota; Fungi; Ascomycota; Eurotiomycetes; Eurotiales; Aspergillaceae
Exons: 5
Coding region: 1-954 (317 amino acids)
Source: RefSeq, a predicted model, not a curated record